This is a messenger RNA of Oncorhynchus tshawytscha (Chinook salmon), 3519 nucleotides long. RefSeq names its product disks large-associated protein 2 (gene dlgap2b). The transcript is spliced from 8 exons. NCBI's taxonomy places the organism in Eukaryota, Metazoa, Chordata, Actinopteri, Salmoniformes, Salmonidae. The record is from RefSeq and is a predicted model, not a curated record. Gene Ontology annotation, molecular function: molecular adaptor activity. Gene Ontology annotation, cellular component: glutamatergic synapse; postsynaptic specialization. Gene Ontology annotation, biological process: signaling. The coding region runs from base 73 to 3519 and encodes 1148 amino acids.
CAGUAUUCCCCUUGGUCCCCGUCUCGACACUUCGAUGAAGGCAGACGCCACCCCGUCCCCCCAGCUAGGAACAUGAAGGGCUUAUCGGGCGGUCGCUCCCAGCACCAGAUCCUCUCGCCCCACGGGCUAGACCAGUUCGACUACCCCCAAGACAUCCAUGGCAUGGGUCACCAUGGUGGCGCCUCCGACUCACGCCACACCUCCUACCUGCUCAGCCCCACUGAGAGCUGCCCCAUGGACUACCACCACCGCUACUCACCGCGCAGCUCCAUCCACUCAGACUGCAUGAUGAUGUCCCCCGUCAUGAUGGCGCCCUCGUCAGUUGGCGUUGGCCCCAUCGACCACGUUUCCAGCAGCACCUUCCCCAGAAUGCACUACAGCACCCAAUACUAUGACUCAGCCACGCGUGACGACUGCGCCGCCAUCACUGCCUCCGCCACCUCCCAUGCUGCCGCCACUGCCGCUUCCGUUUUGCAGUACCAAGGCAGCGGCAAGAGCAACCGCAUCCCGGCCAAUCUGCUGGACCAGUUUGAGAAGCAGCUGCCGCUGCAUCACGAUGGCUUCCACACGCUGCAGUACCAGAGGGCGUCAACCACCACCACCACGGAGCAGCGCAGCGAGAGCCCCGGACGCAUCCGCCACCUGGUCCACUCUGUCCAGAAGCUUUUCACAAAGUCCCAUUCCCUGGAGGGAUCGUCCAAGAUGAACGGCACCAAGGGUGAAGGAGGAGGAGGGGGACACCACGGAGGCUCCCAACACGGCCACCAUGGAGGCUCCAAGCACGGUAGCAAGCGGAGCAAGAGCAAAGAGCGCAAGGCGCACCGCUCGGGGGGCGCGGGUGGCUUCUGGAGCUCUGACGACAACCUGGACAGCGACAGCACCUACCGCACGCCCAGCGUCAUGAGCCGUCACCACGGUGACUACGCCCAUGCCGCCCACUGCUACCCGGAUUCCAUGCAUCACAGUCACUUUGGGGACAUGUCCCUCAAGACCUCGAAGAGCAACAACGACGUCAAGUGCUCAGCAUGCGAGAGCAUGGCCACGGCUCCGGAGGGGAAGUUUAUGAAGAGAAGUUCCUGGUCUACGCUGACUGUCAGCCAGGCCAAGGAAGCUUACAGGAAGUCCUCCCUCAACCUGGAGAAACCCAUGAUGCACACAGACCUCAAGCCCUCACUACGGGCCUGUCACUAUCUGCAGGUGCCUCAGGAUGAGUGGAGUGGAUACCCGGAGGACGGAGACAAGGACGAGGAGAUCCCAUGUCGGAGGAUGCGCAGCAGCAGCUACGUCAAAGCCAUGGGAGAGGUAGACAAUGACUCUGGUGGCGAAUCUGACGGCAGCCCCAAGUCCUCACCCCAGAAGGCCAUCCGACCCGACGCCCUUGUCCUCAAAUCAGUUAUGCAGAGGCCCCACAUAGACCCCCAAAGCCAGAGCUACCACUUGCAAACCACCCGAGACAUGAUGCGGCCCCAUCCCAGUGUCACCCUGGACCCAGCCUUCAAUUACCCCCAACACCAUGUACCCCUGGGGCCUCAGUUCCGCUCCCGGAACCAGAGCUACAUGCGAGCGGUCAGCACCCUCAGUCAGGCCAGCUGCGUCAGCCAGGUGAGUGAGACUGAGGUCAAUGGCCAGUUUGAGUCAGUUUGCGAGUCCGUUUUUAGCGAAGUAGAAUCCCAGGCCAUGGAGGCUUUGGACCUGCCUGGCUCGUUCCGCACUCGAAGCCACAGUUACCUGCGUGCAAUUCAGGCUGGGUAUUCCCAAGACGACGACUGCUUGCCUUCAAUGACAUCCUCCACUGUCACUUCAACUCUCAGAUCCACAACAGAGGGAUAUGAUAUGCUGGAAGGCACUUCUUUGCUAAACGAGGACAUGAUAGAAGACGACGACGGGGCCAGCUCCUCGGCCUAUGAGGAGUUGGAGCGCCUAGAGAGGGAGAACGCUGUAGCUCGCAGCCAGCACAGCACCAGCUCCACUGUAACUGCCAUCUCUGUCCCCCCGACCUCGCCGCCUGCCUACCGGAUCCCUGAUGCCCCCUCCAUAGCCGCCCCAGAUCCCCCUGUACCUCAGGCCAUCCAGGCCUUUAAAGAGUCCGCCAACAUGGUGGCCGCCUUCAACAUACAGUGGAAAGACGAGAUCUCGGCCAUGCGCUACGAACUGGCGGAGCUGCGCAGGGACGUGUGCGGCGAACUCAAAACUUUCAACAGCAACUUUUUCAACUUCACCCAGUGCUACAACAUGUGGACGAUGUGCCGCGAGAACGCCAGUGACAGCUCAACACAGACCGGGGACCGGGUGUCUGUGGGCAUCCAGGCUGGCACCAGUGGGCUCGUCAGGCAGAACACAGAGGACAAGUCUGUCAUGUGCCAGCCGGAACCAGCCCCCUUUAACCUCAUAAACCUGAUGGACCCUCCCCGCAUCGAGAUCACUGGGGAUUCAACGCCAGAGGAGGAAGCCAGCAGCCCCACUAGCUCUCGGCUAUCGGAAGAUUUUUCAACAUGGGACAACAGGGAGCAGAAAAUACGCAAGCGCUCUUCGGGUGGCAGCCGCAGGAGUGCCAGUCUGGAACUGUGGAACAGGAAGUACACCAUGGUGACGCACAUGCCUAGCUAUAUGUCGAAGACUCCCCCGCCGGCACCACCUCGCUCCACCUCCAAGCCCCUCAUCUCAGUGACGGCUCAGAGCAGCACAGACUCCACUCAGGACGCCUACCACGAGGGGAGGGACCCGCGGGGGAGUGUACUGUGGGCGCCGGACUGUCUGGGCGGCUCGGGUCGAACCCUCUACAACUCCACCGACAGCCUGGACAGCGCCAAUGUGGUGACGCUGGCCAUGGAGACGGCAGGGAGCAAGCGGCACGCCUCCUCGGGCAGCCACAGCUCGGUGCAGACGUGUGACAAGGCGGUGUUGGUGUCCAAGGCUGAGGAAUACCUCAAAACGCCACGUUCCUCCAUAGGGAUACAGGUGGAGACGGCGACGGACUCAGAGUCGGAGGGUAAAUGUCUUCCUCAGUACCAUUCUGUUGGCACACAGGUGGAGGAUAACAAACGGCAUGGCAGGUUCAAGCGCUCCAACAGUGUGACGACGGCCGUACAAGCUGACAUGGAACUAGAGGGCUUCCCCACCAUGGAGGACAAGGGCCUGCAGUUUGGAGGGGGCUUAGGCUUCCGCGGGGGCCACUCGGAGCCCAGUACACCCACCCAGUACGGGGCCGUCCGCACCGUCCGCACCCAGGGCCUCUUCAGCUACCGGGAGGACUACCAGCGUUCCUCCAGCGGUCCUCCCAGUCCGCAGCCCGAGUCGUGGCUGACAGAGCCCUCUCUGGAGGGGGCUGAGACGGGCCGAGUGUCCCCCCUCCGCAGGGACGGCAGCUGGUUCAUGCAGCUCCUCCAUAAUGAAACUAAGAGGAUGGAGGGAUGGUGUAAAGACAUGGAGAGGGAGGCGGAGGAGCAUGACCUGUUGGAGGAGAGUGAGUGUCUGACGCUGCACCUUAGAUGCAUAUGGCAGGGGCUGUUCACAUUCUAA